This is a messenger RNA of Culex quinquefasciatus (southern house mosquito), 5103 nucleotides long. It is a transcript of the gene eya, whose product is annotated as developmental protein eyes absent. Gene Ontology annotation, cellular component: nucleus. Gene Ontology annotation, molecular function: protein tyrosine phosphatase activity. Gene Ontology annotation, biological process: cell differentiation; negative regulation of extrinsic apoptotic signaling pathway in absence of ligand; positive regulation of DNA repair. NCBI's taxonomy places the organism in Eukaryota, Metazoa, Arthropoda, Insecta, Diptera, Culicidae. The record is from RefSeq and is a predicted model, not a curated record.
CUCUCUUGAGGAGAGGACCGUUCCUUUGUUCCGUAUUGCGUGCAACACAUUUCGAAGCGUUAGGGCGCUCUCAUUGUUCCGAGGACUACGGCGAAGAUCUGCGCCGGAAGAUCGCGAAUGUGCGCAAAGUAAAAAGGAAGAAGGAAGGACAUCAAAGGAGCUGAACAGACAAAAAAGUGCACGAAAGGAUCUACGAGGUCUGAGGAGUUUUUUUUUUUAAGAGGUUGCUGUUGAUCUGUGACAAAGUUGGGACAAAAGGGACCAAGAUUCCAAACUCCGUAGAAGCGAGAAAAAGAUUCAAAUUACAGGAUUUUUUUCUGCUUUGGUUGGUCCUUAGAUCGAUACCUCGGGGGGUCGUCCAAAGGAAAAGAAAGAAAGUGCCAAAAGAAUUUCAUCAAUUUGAACAAGUUUGGUGAAACGCAAAAACAAAACCGUUCAAGAAGAAACUGCGCGGAUUACGCGGAAUCGUUGUGCAAUACACAAACACACACGUUUGAAGGAGGCGCCAAGUGUAAGAAGCUUAAAGGUGGCGCUAAGUAGUGAUAAAACCUGGCCGAGUUCAAUUGUUUUAGGUCGCUUCAACGCUAAUUGAUGCACUUUGCACAAACGUGGAAUAUUUGCAGUCAGUGAGGAAUUCUACUCUGUUGUGUGACAAAAGCGCCGACGGACGUGCAGCAAAUAGUGCAUGGAAGUGUACAACUAGUGGCACUGUUUGUUGUUUGUGUAUAGUGUUUUGUACUGCUGCCACCGCGUCUGGAUGGAUUCGUAUUGAUGUUAAGGUUGAGCGUUGACCACUGGGACGAGUACAAACCGGCGACCGAAAGAAGAGGGCCAAUCGAGGAAGAGAGUGCAACCAGAAAAGAAGAAGAAGAAGGCAGCACGAAGAAAGCUCCGAUAAGAAGCUCGCGCGCGCGCGUACUUGAAACGUGCCUCUUCGCGAAAAGCUCCUAUCAGACAAAGGGCGUGGAAGUGUGUGACAUUGUUGUGCGUGUGCGUGAUUGUGUGCAAACAACAAAAGUGCAGUGCAGUGUUAUUUAACAAAGGAAAACCAACACCGCCGCCGGGCGUUGAUAACGGAGGGCAUUUCGUGGAAAUUGCACUGAAAAAAAAACGGCACGAAGCUUUAAGCAUUAAUGCUGCGCAAUAAAAAAACUAAUAAUUACAAUUAAUCCGACGGGUAAUUAAUUUCGCACCUCCUGGCUCCGCCCCUUACCGUGGAGUAAUUUUGGCAGCGGCGCCAUCACUGUGUGAGUGUGCGAGUUCGGUAUCACCGUAGUGGUGAAAGGAGACGCACGGUUGAUCGCAGAUGAAACGUGAAAAAAGAGGAAACUAAUUAAAACUGUUGAAAUAAAUUAAAGAGCGUUGAAAUUAAUUCGCUUCAAGUGCGAAAGUGAUACACAAACACACACCUCGUUGGCGGUGUAAAAACGUAUCUGUGAGCGGUGGACAGGAUAUUACCAAUUGUAUACUGAGAAUUUGUGUGCGCAUAAAUAAAUAGCACAAUUAAGCAGCAAUUAACAGUGUCGGUGAAAAGUGCCGUAACCUAUUUUCAUUCGCCGGAAAAGCAAAAUAAAAUAAAAAAAACUCAAACCAGUUGGUCAUCCGAGCUGGACUCGACGCAAAUAAAUGCUGGAAUUAAUAAAAAUGAUUAACACCCGACGGCAGCGUGCAAACGAACGUAAUUAAUUACGAUGUAAAAUGUUUUCGCGAUUAAUAAAUUGACGCACACGCGCUGAACACCAACAACGACAGAUCACAUCAGCGACGGCGAUUGUCAGCGUGACAACCUGAAAGUUCCUCAAACCUAACCUCGAAAACUACCGUCGCGCGCGAGUUGUGAACGUGUGAGAAUUUCACCGUGCGAUCAUAAAUCUUGAAUGAUAUAUCAUCAACCGAAGUUUUUUUUUAUUGCGAAAAUCAAGCGAAAUAAUCGCGACAGAGAGAGUGAGAAAAAAAAGUCGUGAGUAAUUGUUUGUGUUUGACGCGGAAUCGAUUUUGGUGAGGUGAAAGUUUAAACUGCUUGAGGAAGGUAACAAAAAGUCACAGUGACAACGAGAGUGUCAGAACAAGUUUACAACGCUCUUGAUGUGAGAGAAAGCGUAUGAAAUGGUGACAUUAAUGCCUUGCAGUUACAUAUCGGCCCCUCGGAUCUCCAUCAUUGAUAAGAUGAUAGAGAUUGAACCAAAGGGUAAAAGAUCACGCACAGAAGGACCAGAAGCAACAGAUCGAAGUCGCACCUACAACUCCACGUCGAGUCUCAGUUCGGGAUUGUCCACAGUAGCGGACAACAGUUGCCUGACGCCAACCGGGUCAACGCUGCACUAUCCGACAGCCUCGCACUCGUCAUCUUCCUCAACGGGAUCGUACCCCCUGCUUAACAACAACUACCGACCGCUCAGCGGAUCCUCGACCAGUCACAACGGGCUCAGUCUACCACCGUACCACUCCGGCAGCCAAGCAGGCCCGCUUACGUCCGGCGGAUCCGUAGUUUCGCGACUCAACGGUGCAACCUCGACGAUCACCUCCGGCAACAGCACCAGCAGUGGAACCGCUAGCAGCUCGCUGGAUGGCCUAUCCUCGGGCGGCAUCCACGGCCUGAACAGCAACAGCGUCGCAACCGCCACCGAACUGUCGGGAAUGUCGCACUGGCUGCCCGACGGUACAGUCAAGUCUGAAAUUCGUAGCCCCGGGCUAGACGCCACCGCAGCCGCAGCCGCCGCCGCCAUCUCCGCUGCCGCCGGAACCAACCUGCCCGUCGGCGCAACCCACCUCGACAGUUCCCUCUUCUGCGCCAACCCAAACGCCAACCUGGACGCGCUACAGAGCACCGCUAACUCGUACGACAAGUCCGAGUCGUACUAUCCCUACUCGGCGUACAACAUGCAGCAGUACGCACCCUUCACCUACUCCUCGUACGGGUCCCCGUACCAAACCCGACCCUCGUCCAAAAUUCCCUCCCCCAACACAUAUCUUCCGUCCAGCUAUGCGGCGGCCAACAACAACUCCGCACAAAUCUACUCCUCGUACGGGUACAACAACUUUGCCCAGUUCGGCACCAGCCAGCAGGACUACUACAACUACAACGACCCCACGUACUCGCCGUACUACCAAACCGCCGCCUACCCGCCCUACGUCAGCUCGCCCGGUUCCAGUGGCAGCCAAAGCUUCCACGUGGCCGCCGGCCUGUCCGCCGAGUCCCCUCGAGCGCACUCGGCCGCCACCCCCACCAUGCUGGCCCACUCGCACUCGCCCCAAUCCCCCCUCUCGAUCUCCCCCACCAUCCAAGCCGGAUCGGCGGCAGCCGUGGCGGCCGCAGCCAAAACGACCCCCACCACGGGGAAGCCCGGAAGGGCGCGAGGUCGGCGGCAUGCCCAUCCCAGCCCGACGCGGAGUUCCACGUCGGAACCGGGCGUGGGAGGCGCCACCGAGAAGGCCCCCGAGCGCAUCUUCGUGUGGGACCUGGACGAGACGCUCAUCAUCUUCCACUCGCUGCUGACGGGGACGUACGCCGCCAAGUACAAUAAGAGCCGGGACCACCACAUGCAGCUCGGCUACCGGAUGGAGGAGCUCAUCUUCAACAUGGCCGACGCGUACUUUUUCUUCAACGAUUUGGAGGAGUGCGACCAGGUGCACAUCGACGACGUGUCCUCGGACGACAACGGGCAGGAUCUGGCCAAUUACAACUUUGCCGCGGACGGUUUCCACACCGGAACGACCCAAGGAGCUCCACCUAAUAUUUGCCUUCCUAAUGGCGUUCGCGGUGGCGUCGACUGGAUGCGAAAGCUGGCGUUCCGAUAUCGGAAAAUUAAGGACACCUACAACACCUACCGAAACAACGUUGGUGGACUGUUGGGACCGCAGAAGCGCGAACAUUGGCACCAGGUUCGGACGGACGUCGACUUCGAGACGGACAACUGGCACAGUCUAAUGCUCAAGUGUUUGAACAUGAUUUCCCAGCGAGAAAAUUGCGUCAACGUGCUGGUCACGACCACGCAGCUCGUGCCGGCCCUGGCCAAGGUUCUGCUGUACAAUCUGGGCCAGAUCUUCCCGAUCGAGAACAUUUAUAGUGCAAAUAAGAUAGGUAAGGAGUCCUGCUUCGAGCGGAUCGUGACGCGGUUCGGCCGCAAGAGCACGUACGUGGUCGUCGGCGAUGGCCAGGACGAGGAGAGCGCUGCCAAAAAUCUCAACUUCCCCUUCUGGCGGAUAUCCAGCCACAGUGACAUCCGGUCCUUGCACACCGCCCUCGAGAUGGGAUUCUUAUGAAGAUGCUCAGCCCAAGUCGUCAUCGUGGUCGUUGUUUGUUGUUUGUUGUUGGAGCGGCACCGUGCGUCUCCACGUCCCCUUUUCUAGUGAAAUUGAACACUUUUACGAAUACGCUACCAUACCGAAGCACUAUAAAAGACAGGUCAGGCGCAUUCAGUGGUGUUGUACCGUAACGAGUUAAGAGAAAGAUUGUAUAAAGAACUCAUUGCCCUAACCAAAUCUCAAAAAAGCCAGUUGCACCCCCCUUUUGUCGAACCUUGAGCACUUUGAGCUUUGAAUCAACUGCUCAACCUUGAAAUCUCAUUAAAGCACGAGCCGAACUCAGUUCGGUACGCGCGCAAUCCCAGUGCAAAUAUCGUCCUACCCCAGAAAAGCACCUUAACAUUAACACGAGCUAGUUUAAAAUCAAAUAUUGCACGCACGCACUUUGUAGUAGGAAAAUGUACCAUAUUUUAGAUAGCACUUGAACUGUUUUCACCGUAACUAUGUCAGCACCUUCUGCACGAUAUCAUGCCUAGCCCAAAAAAUGGUAUUUUUAAAUUAAAGUUACUAAAGACAGAACGAAUCAACACAAAACAUGAUAUCAACUGUGCGUAAUGUGAAAAUAUAUUGUGAAAUGGCAGAAAAAAAAACCAACAACAACAAAAAUAUCCUUUUUCUAUUGUGUUAUAGCGAAUUAAGUCAUUUGUACAUAGAGUCAUUUAAAAGAAAUCAAAACAAACAUAUUAUUACCAAACUAUGAAAAUGUUUACAAGAAAUUAAAAAAAAUCCAUAACGCAGGAAAUAAAAUAUUUAUAAGCACUCUAUUGAAGAAGUAAUAAAACAAUGGAUCAAAAUGUA